AUGCUGUGCCUUCUCCUGGCCAGCCUAGGCACAGGACAGUGCUUCACACGUGGGCCACCUCCACCGUGUACCUUCCUCUGCCUCACCUUGGCUAAAUCUCGGUGCGGGCAGGUCCCUCCCCUCGCCUGGCACGGCUGCCGGAGGAGGAGACAGGCACCGGCCGCCCUCCUCCAGGAACAGCAGCUGAGCCCUGCCAGCCCAGCCCGAGCCCAGCCUGAGCCCAGCGGGCCUCCGACUCGGCAGCCCACCCGGGCCACCAGCCGCCUGCCCAGCAUCCCAGGCUCCCACGGGCACAGGCAGAUUCCGUGGUUGUCCAUGGACCUCUUGGUGCUUGCUUUCCUCCUGGUGGGGGGACUGGUGGCAGGAGACUGGCAGGAGCCUGAUGUGAGCCAUGGCUGCACCCGUGGCAGCUGCUACCCAGCCACUGGGAACCUGUUGGUGGGGCGAGCCACCCGCCUGAGUGCUACCUCCACCUGUGGGCUGGACGGGCCCCAGGAGUACUGCAUUGUCAGUCACCUCCAGGAUUCAGAGAAAUGUUUCACCUGUGACUCACGUGAACCAUCCCUGCCUGAGAGCCACCGCAUUGAGAAUGUCAUCUACCUGAGCAGCCCUCAUGACCAACGGACCUGGUGGCAGUCAGAGAAUGGUGUGGAGCAUGUCAGCAUCCGCCUGGACCUGGAGAGCGAGUUCCACUUCACCCACCUCAUCAUGAAGUUUAAAACCUUCCGCCCCGCGGCCAUGCUGGUGGAGCGCUCAGCGGACUUUGGGCACACCUGGAAGGUGUACCGCUACUUUGCCUACAACUGCUCCAAACUCUUCCCUGGAGUCCCCACCCACCCCUUGGGGCGUGUGGAUGAGGUGCUAUGUGACCAGCGCUACUCUGAGAUCGAGCCCUCCAGCCACGGGGAGGUCAUCUUCAAGGUGCUGGACCCCUCUAUCCCCGUAGCAGAUCCCUACAGCCCAGAAAUCCAGGACCUGCUUCGUGUCACCAACCUGAGGGUGAACCUCACCAAGCUGCACACACUGGGAGACAACCUGCUGGACUCACGUCGGGAGGUGCUGCAAAAGUACUACUACGCUGUGGAUGAACUGGUGCUGCGUGGGAGCUGCUUCUGCCAUGGCCAUGCUGCCCACUGUGCCCCAGCACCGGGUGCCCCAACACCCUCUGUCCCUGGCAUGAUCCACGGGCGCUGUGUCUGUGAGCACCACACACAGGGACUGAACUGCGAGCGCUGCGAGGACUUCUACCAAGACCUGCCUUGGCGCCCGGCCGAGGGCUCCAGCACCAACGCCUGUCGCCGCUGUGACUGCAACGAGCACUCACGGCGGUGCCAUUUUGACAUGGCCGUGUUCCUGGCCACGGGGAACACCAGUGGGGGUGUGUGUGACGACUGCCAGCACAACACCAUGGGUCGUCAUUGCCACCUCUGCAAGCCCUUCUACUACCGGCACCCUCGUUCUGACAUCCGGUCCCCCACUGCCUGUGCCCCGUGUGACUGUGACCCGGCAGGCUCACUGGAUGGAGGUGCCUGCGACGGGCACACGGACGUGGCGCUUGGCAUGAUUGCGGGGCAGUGCCGCUGCAAGGAGAAUGUGGCUGGUCCCCGCUGUGACCGAUGCCGGCACGGCGCCUAUGGCCUCAGCCAUGGCGAUCCACAGGGCUGCCAGCCAUGCAGGUGUGACCCACGGGGUACGGUAGCAGGCAGCUCCCCGUGUGACCCCAUCAGUGGGGACUGCUACUGCAAACGCUUCGUGGCUGGGCGCUCCUGCAGCCAGUGUGUGCCCGAGUUCUGGGGUCUGAGCUAUGACCUGGGGGGCUGCCGGCCCUGUGCCUGUGACUUCGGGGGAGCCUACAACAACCGGUGCUCCAUGGAGGAUGGGGCAUGUCCCUGCCGUCCCCAUAUCAUGGGGCGGCAGUGUGACCAGGUACAGCCCGGCUUCUUCUGUGCCCCCCUUGACUACUACACCUAUGAAGCUGAGCAGGCCACUGGCCAUGGCCCCAGCCACCCUCAGCUCCCGGGUGCCAUUCGGGCGGAGGUGCCCCAGGACUGCCUGGAGUAUGACACCAGGGAGCCGGUGGGGCGGAAGGGACGCUCACGGCAUCAACCCCGUGCUCCCCACCCCCCUGUCCCCUCGCGCCGCAGCCGCCAGCAGCCCCCCAAGCUGGAUGUGGAGGAGGUGGUGCGGGACAGUGCCGGGCGCAUGGUGACGUGGACGGGCUCGGGGUUUGCCCGGGUGCGGGAUGGGGCUGGCCUGACCUUCCGCGUGGACAACGUGCCCUACCCCAUGGACUACGAGCUGCUGCUGCGCUAUGAGCCCGAGUCAGCUGAGGACUGGGAGGCCAUGGUCAGCGUCAGUUCCCGGGUGCUGCCCACCAGCUCUCGCUGUGGGAACCUGCUGCCCUCCGAGCAGAUGUACCGUGAGAGUCUGCCCCACAGCCAGAGGUACGUGUUGCUGUCCCGGCCUUUCUGCUUUGAGCCUAGCACCCCUUAUGAGGUGACCAUGCGGCUUCAGCGGGCCGGUGUCACCCAGCGCCACCCUGGUGCCUUCAUCCUCAUCGACUCGCUGGUGCUCCUGCCGCGGGUAUCAGAGUUGCCAGGGUUCCAUGGGGCAGAGGCAGCAGCGCGCCAGGAGGAGCUGGAGCGGUACCAGUGCCUGGAGGUGUUUCGAAUGGCUCCCCCUCAUCCCCUGGCCCAGGCCUGUGCCCGCCUGGUCUGCAGUGUCUCAGCCCUGAUGCACGGCGGGGCACUGCCCUGCCAGUGCGACCCACAGGGUUCCCGCAGCAGCGAGUGCCAGGUACAGGGUGGGCAGUGUGAGUGCAAGCCCCAUGUCAUCGGCCGACGCUGCGAACGCUGUGCCCCAGGCAGCUACGGCUUCGGGCCCCUGGGAUGCAGCCCCUGCACCUGCUCCCCAGAGGGCUCGGUGUCCCAGCUGUGCGACCAGGUGAGCGGGCAGUGCCGGUGCCAGCCCAGCACCGUGGGCCGGCAGUGUGACCAGUGCCAGCCUGGCCACUGGGGCUUCCCUGCCUGCCGGCCCUGCCAGUGCAAUGGGCACACUGAGGAGUGUGACCCCCGAACGGGCACCUGCCUGCGCUGCCGUGACCAUACAAGCGGACGGCAUUGUGAGAGGUGUCAGGAUGGUUACUAUGGAAACCCUGUGCUGGGCUCGGGGCAGCAGUGCCGGCCCUGCCCCUGCCCCGGCUACCCUGGCACACGGCAUUACCACGGGACUGCCUGCCAUGCUGACGAUGAGACACACCACAUUGUCUGUCUCUGUGCUCCUGGAUAUGCAGGGCCGCGCUGUGACCGCUGCUCCCCUGGUUACUUUGGGGCUCCGGAGGUGGAGGGGGGGGAGUGCCGGCCCUGCCAGUGCAACAACAACAUCGAUGCCAGCGACCCAGAGGGCUGCGACCCCCACACAGGACAGUGCCUGCGCUGCCUGUACCACACUGCUGGGCCACACUGUGCCCAGUGUCAGCCUGGAUACUACGGCAAUGCCCUGCAGCGCAGCUGCCGGCGUUGUGGCUGUGACCAGCGGGGUACACUGGCCUCCCACUGCACCAACGGCUCCUGCGAUUGUGACCGUGGCACAGGAGCCUGUACCUGCCGGCCCAACGUUGUGGGCAAGAGCUGUGAUCGCUGCGCACCCCACUUCUGGAACCUGGGGGGGCCAAGGGGCUGUGAGCCCUGCGGCUGCCACCCCACACAUGCCCUGCACCCGGCCUGUGACACAGUGACAGGGCAGUGCCAGUGCCGGCCUGGCUUCGGGGGUCGUGUGUGUUCCCAGUGCCAGGAGCACCACUGGGGAGACCCUGAGCAGGAGUGCCGAGCCUGUGAGUGUGACCCGCUGGGUGCUGAGAGCCCACAGUGCGAGCAGGACAACGGGCAGUGCCAGUGCCGGCUGGGAUUCGGGGGGCUGCGCUGUGACCGCUGCCAGCGGGGCUACCAGGAGCCCUUCCCCCACUGCUCACCCUGCCACCCUUGCUUUGGGCGCUGGGACCUGACCGUGGGCAGCCUGAGGGAAGGGCUGCAACGCCUUGGAGCACAGGUGCAGUCACUGAGGGAGGGGGGAUCUGCACUCCCACUCAGCCCCCGUCGCCUGCGGGAGCUGGAGGAGACUCUGGGGCACGUGGAACAGCUGCUGGGAGAGGGGGACAGCCCUGUAGGUCCCCUCCUCGAUGGACUGCCCAGGCAGUUGGGUGGCACCAGGAUGGAGCUGGACAACUUCUGGAAGCACCUCCAAGAGCUGGAGCGACAUCUAGGCCAGCUGGCGCAGGCAGAUAUGCAGCACCAUGACCGGCUAGCUGAGCUGAGCCACAAGCUGGGAGUUCUCAACCGAACCACCUCCCACCUUCAAACCCUCCUCAGCAAUGUAGCGGCAGCUGGAUUCAGCGAGUCUUACCGCAGCAUCCUGGCAUCGAUGGAGGCCUCACGGCAGGCAGAGGUGGUGGCCAAUGGCACGGCUGGCGAGCUACGUAGGGCGCAGAUGACACAGCGGGAGACUGAGCGGGUGCUGCGGCAGCGGGGAGACACUUUCCGCCGUGGCACAGCUGCAGCCCGGAAAUCCUUGCGGGAGGCACAGAAACGGGUGAUGGGACUCAACAUUACCAGGAUCAAUGAGAAGAUUUGUGGGGCACCUGGAGACCGGAGCUGCGAGCACUCGUUGUGUGGAGGAGCCUUGUGCCGAGAUAGUGAGGGGACAAGGCAUUGCGGUGGCACUGGGUGUGCAGGAGCACUGCCUAUCUCAGCUCGAGCCCUGAGCACUGUACAAAAUGCCUCACAGCAGCUGGAGGUGACAUUAGGGCAGCUGGGUGUUGUGGCACAGAAGAUGCAGGAGGUGCAGGAGCUGGCACGGGGGGCACGCAGCCGGGCAGAGGAGGCACUGGGGCGCUCUCAGGCCGCCCGCAGUCGUGCAGAGAAGGCGACGGCCCAGCUGCGGGACUUCAUCCGCCGAAUCAAGGCUUUCCUGGCAGAAGAGGGAGCUGACCCAGGCAGCAUCGAGCUGGUGGCCCGGCAGGUGCUGAACAUCUCCCUGCCCAGCAGCCCCGAACAGAUCCAGGAGCUGCUGUGGCAGAUACGGGACAGCAUCGGGCAGCUAGAGGGGGUGGAUGCAGUUCUCAACAGCACAGCAGAGGGGCUGGCUGUGGCACAAGGUCUGCUGGCACAGGGACAGAAGGCCAGGCAACGAGCAGAAGGCAUAAGGGAUGAGCUGGUGGGGACACAGCAGGCAUUGGAGGUGGCACAGACACAGGCCAUGACAGCAGGGAGCACCCUGCAGAGCGCCAGAGAUGCCAUCCAGGUGGCUGAGAACAGGGCCAAGGAGGCGGAGCGCAGUCUGCGGGUGCUGGACAGGAAGGAGUCUCAGGCACAGAGGCGGCUGCAGGAACUGGCACAGCACAUCACUGUCCUCCAGGAGAGCAGCCAGGAUACUCGCCACAUGGCCCAGCAAGCCAAGGAUGGGGCACAGCGUGCCACCACAACCUCAGGGAUGCUUAGCCAGGACCUGGCACAAGUAACACAGCGUUAUGUGGUGCUGAAGAACCGGGUGGGCUUGCUGGACAGGGUGUCUGGUGGGGCCCUGCAGCGUGUAUCACAGCUGAUGGCAGAGGCCCAAGACCUCCUGGAUAAGGCCAGCAACAGCAAGAGGAAGCUGGAAGACCUGGAGCAGCGCUUUGGGGCCAAUGAACGGACGAUGGCAGCAAAAGUGACACGACUGCAGGCUUUGGAGCAGCAGGUCACCGGGCUGUUGCAGGAGAUCCGGGAGAGGGCCAACGCUUACGCCACCUGCUAGGGACCACUGGCGGGACGGGGGACCGGUCGCGCCCCGCCUCCCCGCAGGUCCCCGAGCCCGGGAGUCCCGUCCACUCUGCAGGUGCCUUUAGUGCGGACGCGCCUGCAAAUAAA
Molecule: messenger RNA, 5903 nt
Organism: Cinclus cinclus
Lineage: Eukaryota; Metazoa; Chordata; Aves; Passeriformes; Cinclidae
Product: laminin subunit beta-2-like
Source: RefSeq, a predicted model, not a curated record